Molecule: messenger RNA, 844 nt
Organism: Strigops habroptila (Kakapo)
Lineage: Eukaryota; Metazoa; Chordata; Aves; Psittaciformes; Psittacidae
Gene: SPACA1
Product: sperm acrosome associated 1
Exons: 6
Coding region: 192-635 (147 amino acids)
Biological process (GO): acrosome assembly
Cellular component (GO): acrosomal membrane
Source: RefSeq, a predicted model, not a curated record
AUGCCACUGUGUCCACGAAAAUAGAAUAUGGAGAAUGCACAGUUACAUGUGGGAUUGGCAUUCGAGAAGUUCUGUUAACCAGUGGAUGCCCUGCAGCUGAAACAAAAUGUAUUAUCGGUGUGGAGGAAUGCGAGGGGCCAGUAGACUGUGGAUGGGGAACACCAAUUUCUAAGGGCUCUGAGUGCGUGAAGAUGCCGUGUAUUUAUAUACCUCCUGAAAAUCGAUUUAAAUACAUUUGGAAGAAGUUAAUUCAAAACCAGACAGCACAUACUCUUCCCAAUGAUACAUCUAUUAUGGAAGUUUGCAGAGAUAACCAAUCGGUUACUUACCAGUGUGAAACUCGAAGAAGAAAAAAAGGAAGUACCAUUGCUUCUGUAAAAUACGCAGUCCACGCAACAACUGAAAUGCAAGCAGAAGAAUCAAAGAGAAUACAAACAGGGCACUCAAGGAAAAAGACAGAUGCUAUUCUGAUCUUUUGCCUUGUAAUUGGAAUCAUCGCGACUGUUGGUGUGAUCUCUGCCAUGAUCUUUAUGAUUCUUCACUGGGGUGUUGUCAAAUCUUUUUGGAAAUCAAAAUCUGGGCAAGACAACCAAGAGAAGCUGACCAACAAAAGAUCACUGCCUAACCUGGAAUAAAUAGGCCCGUCUCCCAAGGUCCACAGUGGCCUUUUAAGGAAUUGGAGUCUCUACCUGCACCUACAGUGUUCUCACCAUCUGCAAAAGCCAUAAUACAAGAAGUGGCAGAGCCACUCGCAUAAUAAAAAAAAGUACAGAUUACAUAGAAAUAUGAUAUAAAGAUUAAAAUAUGUCUGAAAUACUGGUUUUAAGAAAUACUUUUUACAGUU